This is a messenger RNA of Raphanus sativus (radish), 1061 nucleotides long. RefSeq names its product FKBP12-interacting protein of 37 kDa. Lineage: Eukaryota; Viridiplantae; Streptophyta; Magnoliopsida; Brassicales; Brassicaceae. The transcript has 9 exons. The record is from RefSeq and is a predicted model, not a curated record. Bases 125 to 871 code for a protein of 248 amino acids.
AUUCUCUCCUCUUUCUUCCCCCAAUCUAAAACCCUAAAUUCUCGUCGAUCUCGUAUAACUCACUCACCAUCGACAUCCAUCCCGCAGAAAAUCUCAGGCUUUUUCUUUGAGUGAAGUUGCUAUAAUGGACGGAGACCAUUCCGCUUCAAAUGCAACUAGGGUUUCAGGUAACAAAAGAAAAUUUGGUGACCAUGAACAUGAUGUCUCCGUUUCAAAGAAGAGUUGUACUGAAUGUGUAGCAAUCGUUUCAUCAACCAUCGAGAGUCUUGUGGUUUUUAAAGACGAGCUUGCUUCAAUUCGAACAUUGCUCUCUGGCAGUUUUGAUAAACUUAAAGACGAGCUUGCUUCAUUGUUCUUUGACAGUUUCCAGAGUGUUAAAGACGAGCUUGCUUCAUGUCAAAAUGAGCUUGAUAAGUGGAAGUCAGCGUUUAAAAAGGAGUCCUUUGUACCCGCUAGAAAAUCUCCUGAACCUCAACAUGUGAUUGACUACAUCCAAACUCUAAGAUCUUCCGACAAGUAUUUGAAAGAAGAGUUGGAAAUUGCACAAAUGAAAUUAGCUAUCCGUGAUCUGAAAGCUCAACUCAAGCCAGAGUCAGAGAAGCUAACAGAUGGGGAUACAGAAGUCCACGACGAGCAGCAGCAGCAAGGAUCGACUCCUUCUGGUCCGUCACGCAACGUGGCAUAUCUUGAGGAAGAGCUGAGGGCAGCAAAUGCGAGGAUCGCAGAGUUGAAUGAGUAUCAGGAGGUGGAGUUGAAGGAGAUGGUGAAGCAGUUGGAGUAUUAUCGCAACUUGGGCAAGUUGAUACUUGACAAAUUCCCAGACUUGGUUCCUCCACAACCUGCACCAGAGGAUAACAAUGAUCAGAGAUAAAUCUAUAUUAUCUGUUAUAUAGGUUUGUUGGAAACUAAAGAAUCCAUCUAUGUAGAAAAACGUUAGAAUCAUUUCAAUUGUUUUUUCCGGUAAUCGCCUUAUUAAUAUCCUAACUUUUGUAAUAUUUUCAGACUAGUUAAGUGUAGUAGUUUAUUUUGUAAGCUUCUCUCAGUAAUCACAAUUUCUAACA